AACAUGUCAGCUGCCACCUGUCUGCUGUCUGAAGAGAGCUUUCUGUGCUCCGUCUGCCUGGAUGUGUUCAACACUCCUGUCUCCUUACAGUGUGGUCACAACUUCUGCAGGAGCUGCAUCACUCAAAACUGGAGAAUCAAUAGAAAAAUCCAGUGUCCUGUGUGUAAAAAGCGUUUUGACACAAGUCAUGAGCUGCAUGUCAAUAUUUUUAUCUCUGAGAUGGUUGCUCAGUUCAGAGAGUCAGCUGUAAAGACAGCCUCAGAGGUUGCCAAACCAGGAGAGGUCCCCUGUGACAUGUGCACUGGGGUCAAACUGAAGGCUCUCAAGUCCUGCCUGGUGUGUCUGGCCUCGUACUGUGAAACUCACCUGCAGCAACAUCAGACAGUGUCAGGCCUAAAAAGACACAAGCUCAUGGACCCGCUGGAUAACCUGGAAGACAGAAUAUGUACAAAGCACAAUGAACUCUUGGAGCUGUUCUGCAAGACUGAGCAGAUGUGUGUAUGUCAGUUUUGUAAUGAGUCGGACCAUGAAACACAUGACGUUGUUCCUCUUAGUGAAGAAUGCGAAGGAAGGAAGACUGACCUGGAGAGGACGCAGGCUGGAUUUCAGCAGAUGAUCCAGGAGAGAGAGCUGAAGAUACAGGAGCUCAGACGGUCAGCAGAGAUCAGCAAGGCAGCUGCAGACAAAGAGACAGCAGAUGGUGUGCAUGUCUUCUCCGAUCUGAUGCAGUUUGCUGAGACAGGCCUGGCUGAGCUGAGUGAGCAGAUUAAAAAGAAACAGAAAAUGACAGCUAAAUCUGCCGAGGGCUUCAUCAAAGAGCUGGACCAGGAGAUCUCAGAGCUGAUGAAGAGGAACAGCGAGGCUCAGCAGCUCUCAUGCUCUGAUCACUUCCACCUCCUGCAAAACUUCUCAUCUCUGAAUACUUGUCCAAACACUAAGGACUGGAACAAAGUCAGCCUCCAUCAGCCAUCGUUUGAGGGAGCUGUGGCCAGAGCUGUGGCUCAACUUAGGGAAACGCUCAACAAAGUUACGACGAAGCUGCUUGAGUCUGAAUUGAAGAGGGUGCAGCAGUGCGCAGUGGAUGUGACUCUUGAUCCUAACACGGCACAUCCUAAACUCAUCUUGUCUGAUGAUGGUAAGCAAGUAAAUCACAGUGAUGUGGAGAAGAAUCUCCCAGACAAUCCAGAGAGAUUUUCAUACUGUGUCAUGGUCUUGGGGAAGCAGAGCUUCUCCUCUGGCAGAUUCUACUAUGAGGUGGAGGUUAAAGGGAAAACUAAAUGGGAUUUAGGAGUGACCAGCGUGUCGGCAAACAGGAAAGGACAAGUGACAUCAAGCCCGGAGGCCGGCUACUGGACCCUGCAGCUGCGGAAUGGAAAUGAGUAUGUAGCUCUUGCCGACCCUGAUGUUGUGCUGUCUCUGAAAUCACAGCCUCAGAAGGUGGGGGUGUUUGUGGACUAUGAGGAGGGACUGGUCUCCUUUUAUAAUGUUGAUGCUGCAGAUAUUAUCUACUCCUUCACUGGCUGCUCCUUUCCAAACAAACUCCUCCCAUUCUUCAGCCCCUGUUUCAAUGAUGGUGGUAACAACUCUGCGCCUCUCAGGAUCUCCAUUGUUCAACUGAACUGAAAACUGAUUAAAUCAAAUGUUUUUUAUUAUCAUUUAUUUUUUAUUUAUUAUUUCCUAUCACUUAAGUCAUCACUUAAGUCAGAUCGCUCAAGUCAGAAAGCUUUGUUUCCAGACACACCCUGCCAUGUCCCUUCAUUAACACCCAUUGUGUUUCAAAUGUAUUCAUUUGUUUUGAUUUUAAACUGAAAAUUAUGUAAAAUUAUAUAUUAAUUGGUAUUGUUGCAAUAGUUUUCAUACAAUUGAACAUCAGUGUUUCAGUUUGUUGUUGUUUGUUAGAUCAAGUUUACAUUUCUAGAUACUGGUAACAGAAGCUAGACCUUUCGACCAUUUACCCAUUACUUCUAUUUUUCUCAAUAAGUAUGUGUUGUUCGGGAAUAGGCUGACUUUGAUAAAUGGAUAUGUAUUUCUGAAAUCAAUCAGUCCAUUUACCUGUUUAUCCUGUGCAUGAUUAUACAGGUCUGUAGGUUACCUUUAUCUACUGUAUGUAUCUAUUUAGAUUAGAUUAUGAUUUUACAUUACGAGAACUGUAGAGGAUUUUAAAUUAAUCUGUUUUUAUACUUUUAAUAAAAUAAUGUUUGCAUUGUUGAUGUAACCAUAAUAUGCUUAUAACUAAGUGACUUUUUAUAAAACUUGCUGUGCAACGUUACAGAAGAACAGACUGAACUUAUGAUAUUGUUUGAAGGCCACCUGGGGAAAAACAACUCCUUAUAUGGUAGACAUCCCGGAACAGAAGUAAGACAAAAAAACGAGGAAUAGAGUAGCGUAUUGUCUCUCUUUGUGUGAAUCUCUCACAGAUCCACCGCCACGAGGGCUGUCCCGCAUAGAGGAGUCAGAUAACACAAGGUGAAACAAAACAGAGAACACGUGGAGGAGCAAAACAAGAAGACAGCGGCAUGGACCGAUAAGAAGAGACUCAACCCACAUUGUAUCAUUUCCUCUGUGUAAGAAUAUGAAAGACUGGGUCAGGAAGAGGUAGUGUGUCAGACUUCGUGAACUGGCACAACUGCAUGUUGUUGUCAGGGAGAGAUAGUUUGGGCCAGAGCUCUCCUUUUUCUAAUGCUAUAUUGCUGUUAGCUUUAA
Seriola aureovittata is the source of this 2703-nucleotide messenger RNA. Its product is annotated as E3 ubiquitin-protein ligase TRIM21-like. The coding region runs from base 4 to 1623 and encodes 539 amino acids. Lineage: Eukaryota; Metazoa; Chordata; Actinopteri; Carangiformes; Carangidae. The transcript has a single exon. Gene Ontology annotation, molecular function: protein binding; zinc ion binding. The record is from RefSeq and is a predicted model, not a curated record.